GAAUGGCGUUAUUUUCAAAUCGUUAUUCGUAGUAUAAACUUCGUAAAGGAUAAUAUUUUGAAUCGUUCAAAAUGGCAGACGUAGCAGCACCAGCACCAGCACCAGCUAAAUCACCAAAGAAAAAGGCAGCAGCUAAGCCAAAGAAGCCUUCAGCACAUCCUAAAUACAGCGAGAUGAUUGGGAAAGCCAUCGCUGCUUUGAAAGAACGUGGAGGUUCCUCAAGGCAAGCAAUUUUGAAGUACAUCAUGGCCAACUUCAACGUCGGAAAAGAUGCCAAGUCAGUAAACGCUCAUUUAAAACUUGCACUCAGAGCCGGAGUUAAGAACAACAGUUUGAAGCAGUCCAAGGGAACUGGAGCAUCCGGAUCUUUCAGAAUUGGAGAAGCAAAACAAGCUAAAAAGAAGCCAGCAAAGGCAAAGAAAGCAGCUAAACCUAAGGCUGCCAAGCCAAAGAAGGCAAAGAGCACACCUAAGAAAAAGAAGGCAGCAAAGAAACCAGCUGGAGAGAAAAAGGCAGCCAAGCCUAAAGCUAAGAAACCAGCAGCAAAGAAAGCAGCCAAGCCAAAGAAGGCAGCCAAGUCACCAGCUAAAAAGAAGGCAGCCAAACCAAAAGCCAAGAAGACACCAAAGAAGAAGUAAACUGUUCCAGACUACAGUCUGCAGAGGCUAUUCAGCCACCAAAAGCCCUUUUAAGGGCUACCCAA
Messenger RNA from Mytilus californianus (California mussel), 703 nucleotides. Its product is annotated as histone H1-delta-like. Gene Ontology annotation, molecular function: nucleosomal DNA binding; double-stranded DNA binding; structural constituent of chromatin. The transcript has a single exon. Bases 72 to 638 code for a protein of 188 amino acids. Gene Ontology annotation, biological process: negative regulation of DNA recombination; chromosome condensation; nucleosome assembly. NCBI's taxonomy places the organism in Eukaryota, Metazoa, Mollusca, Bivalvia, Mytilida, Mytilidae. Gene Ontology annotation, cellular component: nucleus; nucleosome. The record is from RefSeq and is a predicted model, not a curated record.